AACAAAAAGCCAUUCAGACUUGGUCGUGGCUGCUUUUCAUUCUCACCGGCCAAGAACACAUCUCUGACAUUUAACAGCCAUGGCAAGGGCUUGUUUCAGUGCAUGCCUCAUUUGCAGUUUUGCCAUUCCUGUGUUGCUUUUCAAUCCAAGUCAACUCCAAGUUUACCCAAAAGAUAGCCGAGUUUCAGGGGUGUUUGAGGUUGCAUUUGGAUCAUUGCCAAAUAAGGUCUCCUAUGCCUUCAACGCCUCACAAGCCAGAGAGGUGUGCCAGUUUCUGAAUGUUACCAUAGCCUCAAAAGCACAAGUCUUAGAGGCACACAGGAAUGGGUUGGAGACAUGCAGGUACGGUUGGAUUGACGAACAAAUUGCAGUCAUCCCUCGCAUAAAGCCAAGCCAGGGGUGUGGUCAAAAUCAAGUCGGGGUCAUUCCUUGGAGAACACCCGUCACCAAACUCUUUGACGUCUUUUGCUUCAACGCAACAGAUUUGGAGAUGCAGCCGAAUGUCACGACUACCAAUGUACCUACAACCACUAAAAAAGUACUUACAGCAUCCUCAACACCUUCUCCCACUGUUACCCUGCUCCUCCAAUCAACGCAUUCAACACAGUCAAGCUCUGACUCUCCUUCUCCCACACCGGCCCACCCUGACCUGUCUCUACGUCCCCAGCUCAAGAGCAUCACAGAGUUUUCUUUUGGAGUGGUACCAACGGCGCUACUUGUCACCGCUGUGAUGCUCCUUCUACUGUCUGCAUUUGCUGCACUUUGGAUCAACAGAAAAAGCAGCAUCCCGUUCUGGAAAAGGAAACAAAAGAAAGAGGGUGAUGAGGAGGUGUGGAAAAGCUCAUGUGAGAAAGAGCUGAAUGAACACCAGACAGAGGAUGUGGAAGCUGGGAGCAAGAACAAUUCUUCAUAAGAAGAGCUUUAUAUGAAUCACUAUUAUUAUUAUUAUUUCUUCUACAUCAUGUCUGUGUCUAGUGUGGAACAUGAAUCUUAAGUGCAAUGCAAUGAAAUGCGAAUGCAAUGGCUUUAACGGGAAAAUAACCAUUAUCAGUCAAAAGCAUUCCAAAAUGGGGUUUUAUUUGUAUUGUAUGCUUCACCGCAGUAUAUGGGCAUGUUAUGCAGUUACAGUAACCAAGUGUAUGUAUUUAUUCUGUGACCUGAGCUUUGUGCCUCCAUAAUACCUUCCGGUCAAUGUUUAUAAUUAUAAAACUAAUAAGUUAAAUGCUGAAAUAUUUAAAUAUCUGAAUUGUAAAUAGUUAAUGAAGUAUAUGUUCAUGUUCCUUUGUGCCUUUAAUAACUGGGCUUAUUGCAAACUACCCAGAGGACUGUUUGAUGGCUUACAUUAAACCUAUUUUUCUUAUUAAAUAACACAGUGGACCUUUUUUUAACACAGGUGCUACCAUCUAUAUUGUUAGAGUCAGCAGUAGCACACUCCUCUAUUUUAGUGAAGUAGAAACUGUAGUAGGACAGUGUCUGGGGCUGUGCCCAAUGUCAUGUUCACAUUCUGAAUGA
Megalops cyprinoides (Indo-Pacific tarpon) is the source of this 1512-nucleotide messenger RNA. Its product is annotated as lymphatic vessel endothelial hyaluronic acid receptor 1-like. Gene Ontology annotation, molecular function: transmembrane signaling receptor activity; hyaluronic acid binding. Gene Ontology annotation, biological process: cell adhesion. The transcript has 6 exons. NCBI's taxonomy places the organism in Eukaryota, Metazoa, Chordata, Actinopteri, Elopiformes, Megalopidae. Bases 80 to 913 code for a protein of 277 amino acids. The record is from RefSeq and is a predicted model, not a curated record. Gene Ontology annotation, cellular component: plasma membrane.